Molecule: messenger RNA, 273 nt
Organism: Loa loa (African eye worm)
Lineage: Eukaryota; Metazoa; Nematoda; Chromadorea; Rhabditida; Onchocercidae
Exons: 1
Coding region: 1-273 (90 amino acids)
Source: RefSeq, a predicted model, not a curated record
AUGAUAAAGGAAUUUGUAAUACUUUUACUACCAUGGUUACAAAGAGUUAUCAGUAUUGGCUUUCAUGACAUCCCGGGAAUUUACUGUGCAAAACGGUCAUCAACAUGUUGUCCAAAUCGUGAUGAUGAAUGUACGAUGCCAAUCCUAGGAAAUCAUCUCUGUUAUUGUGAUAUGUUUUGUGAUCGAGGCGAAUAUGGCAAUGAUUGCUGUCCAGAUUUCAAGGCGGUUUGCCGAUACAGACCAAGAACAUUUGCGCGAGGUCAGGUAAUUUGA